AUGAAGCACUUCUGCCGGCUGCCGAUCGAGGUACAACACAAAAUCCUUCAACACAUGCCAAUGAAGGACUUUCUGAAGACCGCCAUCACCAGCAAGGCAAUCAUGGAAGUGGCGAGCACGUGCCGUGACAAAUUUUGGAAUGAAACGCUCUACGUCGACGGCUACGGCGUACCUUCCAACGCUUUGGGUGACAUCCCCAACCCAAAGAUCUUCAAGCUGCUGUUCCACGAUUCCGUGGUGGACCGGGGCGUCAUUUUCCAACCUAUUCCCACGGGUAUCGACGUGCGCUUUCUUACCAUGGAGGUGUGGGCCGAUUUGUCGCCGCUUCCCAUCCUGAAGCGCCACCAGCCCCCGGGAAAAUACGUGCGUGUUCGGCUUAAUGGCCCGGAAGUUAACGGCAGCAACCUGCCCGAAUGGCUGUGCGAAAACGCCGAGUUUUUGGAGGUGGAUCUGUCUAAGCCAACAAUGGACUAUAUUACGCUCAAGGGACCCCGAAUGAAUUUGCUUUAUACCGAUUUUACAGGGAUGGGGAGUGUCAACUAUCCACAAGCCGUCGUCGAGUCGUGGCUAAGGAUGGAGCGUGAGAUCGAACUCGUUAACGUUCUAUGCGAAAGCUACGCAUUCCGCAUGUCAUCAAUGUGGCAUUUCAUUCCCGAGUAUUGGGUACAAUACCCAUCGAUGUUCAAGAAGCGCACAGCGCUAUACCGCGUCCCACGCGCCGAUGGCCGGAUAUUGAUCGUGGAAUUUUCGGAUUGUAAGGAAUGCUAUGUCACAGACGGGGUGCAGCAUACAAUCAUCCAGCGAUUCAUGGAUCUCGAGACGGCCCUUCGUGUACUGGCACCCCGUUAUCAUCGUUUUUUGGUGGCUGGUGUUGAA
Messenger RNA from Mesorhabditis spiculigera, 876 nucleotides. Lineage: Eukaryota; Metazoa; Nematoda; Chromadorea; Rhabditida; Rhabditidae. The record is from the annotation of a GenBank genome assembly.